ACACACACACACACACACACGCACGCAAGCUCACUCCCACCCGCCAACAUGGAUGUAGAUGUUUACACAUGGUGCACUUUGUAACCAGAGAGCUUUGGUGCUGUACUUCAAAACGGGCAGUAAAGGAAAUGGGAUGAAGAAGCAGGACGAAGAUUAACAAGACAAAAAAAAGAGAGAAAACUUCACCACACUGCAUGUGAGAGUGGACACCUGGAAAUGGAGAGAUAUGGAGAAAUGAUAUAACUUGAUCAAUGACAUGAGAGAGCUCUGGAGAAGAACUGAAAAACACUGAAGUAGAGGAUGAACAGGUGUGUGCUCGCGCGUGUGUGUGUCCUCCUCUCGGUUCUGUGCCUUGGUGCUCAUGUCUACGUGGAGUUUAAGGGAUAUUAUGUAAAGAGCUGGAAAACACUUGCCCCCACAAAAGAACCUCAAAAGCACACCAAGACUCAGACAAUUUCUGAGGAAACCAGAGAAUUGAGUGACUCGGUGCCCACGUGCUUCCCCUCAGGCAGACAGUACAGAAAGUCUCUCAGGUGGAAGAUAGAGCUGGAGCCAUGGGCUAGUGAGAGUCACAGCCUGGAGGAUGAGGCAUUCAGAUUUAUCAAGUACAUCACGACACCACAGGUGUCCUGUAGAAAUCCUGCAGACAGUCUGCCAGCUCAGGGAUCAUGGGCACUAUGUUUAGAUAACAGAUUCAACUUGGCCCGAAGCAUCAAAACUAAACACUGUCGAGUCUACUCACUUGGGUUGGGAGGGGAGGAUAAGCAGUUAGAGAAAGUGUUAGCUAAGGCAGGUUGUGAGGUUCACUGUUUUGACCCCAGCAUCAGAGAGGCUCACCUGCAGGACGCACACAUGUGGCUUCACAGGCUCGCCAUCGAUUGGAGGGACCCGAACCCUGCUAUCAUGACUCAGAGACAGCACAGCAGCACCAAGAAGCUUUCCACUGUCCUCAACCACUAUGGACAUAGACAGGUAGACGUGCUGAAAGUGGACAUGGAGAGUGCUGAAUGGAAAAUCUUAGAGAAUCUGAUUCUGGAAAAUGUUUUACACUCUGUGGGUCUCUUGCUCCUCGAGGUUCACCUGCACUGGGCCGGGUUCGAAGUGAGCGGCGACGAGCCCGCCGUAGUGCGCUACUGGUUCAGUCUGCUGAAGGAGCUGGAGAAUACACACUUCCGCCUGUACCACAGCUACAGAGACCCAGCAAAGCCAAGACUCUUCCUUCAAAAGAACCUACACAAUGCAAGCAGCACUUACAUACUGGGGUGGGUCAACAGGUGCUACUCGCAUGGUGAGACUCAUCCGGUUUAAAUUGUGAGAAAUGGAGUACAGCAAGAACUCCUGAUAGAAACCUCAUUUUUGAGAUAGUUUAAAGUGUCUAUAUAGAGGAGCCAAGGCACUUCCCACUCAAAUAAUAUUCCAGUUAGAUGAUUUUUUUUUUUUUUUUGCAGGCAGUAAGAUGUUUGUUUUAAUUCUGCAAAUAUCCCAACUGCAAGCUUGUGUACUAUCAGAAGAACAUACACGAGCAGCAAGUAGGAAAUAAACUGGAGUGGAGUUGAGCAACACAAAUUACUUGAUACAAUAAUUGCAAGAAAUUGAGUUCAGAAAAAAAGAGCAGCAGCUAUGCGGUAGCUCAGUGGUUAAGCUGUCGGGUUACUGAUUGGAAGGUCAUGAGUUCAAUCCCCAGCACCAUCAAGCUGCCCCUACUGGCCCCUUAAGCAAGGCCCUUAACCCUCAACUGCUCAGUUGUAUAAAUGAGACAAAUGUAAGUUGCUCUGGAAAAGGGUGUCUACUAAAUGCCAUGUAAAUUGAAUUACUGCUACAUUCAAAUAAAGUCAUGUUCACCAUUUUUACUAGAAAAUUCCCACUCGUGUGUUUUCUAAUGGAGUCUCUGAAAUUUACCAACACAUCUGAGGGAAUCUGAUACUCCUCAUGGUUUUGAGUCACUGCCAAUGCUUUUACAAGCUUUUACGAGCUAGUUAGCUAAAACUUUAGCUAAAGUUUAGUAGUAGAUGCUCAGAAUGUGGCGCAUCUACUAAUUAAUGUCUAUUAUGACUUGAACAGCAAGUGCAGUGUGUUUGCUUUGCUAUGUUAAAAGUGGAAAUUCACUCUUUCAUUCAGAGGUUACCUGUAAGCACACAAUGUGUUGUUAGGGCCUGCCCGAGACAUUAUAAUGCAGAGUCUUGCAUAAGUACUGAACUUUAUGUAAGACACUGUAUUAGCAUGCUGUGUGUAACUUUUCCACAUUUUGUAGGACUACAACCUGGAACUGAAAUGUUUUUUUUUUUUUUUUUUUACUGUGAUUUUUACCAUUUGAUUUACAUAACAUGUCUAACAUUCAAAGGUGUGAUCUGUGUUUUUUUUUUUUUUUUACCGAUAUGUUAAAAAGAAACACAGCUAGUUUGCCAGUGUAUUUUUACCUUUCUUUUUUAUAUAUAAUUUUCCCCCCAAUUUGCGUAUUUUCCCAUGGGUCAAAACACUAAUACACUUUUAAAAUUAAGACUUUUUAGUUUUAAGCUUGGUGUUAGCUUUCAGACCUCAGUGAUAGGUAAAUAGAUAGCAUGCUUGCAAGAUAGAGAGAGAGCUAGGAAAUUAAUUCAGCUAGGAAAUGCUCAACACCAAGGAAAAGAGGACAAACUAGCAGCUUAGUCUUGAGGGACGAACCUUAAAUACAUUACAGAUGGACAUGUUGGCCCUCUGGUUUGGGCAAAUUGGAACAAUGACACAGAAGAAUCACCAGCAACCACAAAACUGGAAACAGAAGUGUUCAGAUACACUUUGAGGAUAAAAAAAAAACCUCUUUGGUUGAAAUUAGUUUCAAAUGCAAAUAGUAAAGUUAAUGCACAUGUGUAAAUUAAUUUCUCUUUUUUUAAUAAGUAGUGCUUAAAAACUUAAAAAAGGCAUCCUGGAUGAAUCUCACUUAUGAAUCUGUUUGAAAAGAUGGCAAGUGUGUGCAAAGUUGUAAAGAAUUUAAAAUAUUAAAAAGUUUUGAUUUGUUUAA
Messenger RNA from Pangasianodon hypophthalmus (striped catfish), 2998 nucleotides. RefSeq names its product methyltransferase like 24 (gene mettl24). The transcript has 5 exons. The coding region runs from base 301 to 1308 and encodes 335 amino acids. NCBI's taxonomy places the organism in Eukaryota, Metazoa, Chordata, Actinopteri, Siluriformes, Pangasiidae. The record is from RefSeq and is a predicted model, not a curated record.